AGAAAACUGAAGGUUCUCCAACUUGCACCGAUCACGAAGCGGGGAAAUUCGUGCUCGUGCGGGGUCACGCUUCCCAAAGCUCCCCGUGCCUCUCACUUUUAUCCUCCUAGAGCUUGCUUUCACCGAAACUCACUCAUCGUGAGGGAAAAUCUUCAAUUGAUCAUUCUCACCAUGUCCAGCCAAGCCGCCCAGCUGCCUAUACUUGACCACUUCGUCAUUCUCGUGUCUCAUAAUGAUUUACUUGGAAUCUCUCAGCAGCUGGACGGUCAAUUCAAUCUUGCACCAGGCGGUAACCACGCUGAUGGACUCACGACAAACAAAUUGGUUCUUCUCCCAGAUGGAUCUUACCUUGAGUUCAUUGCAUUCUUCGACGACGUGGACCCGAACAGACGACGCAGUCAUCGCUGGGGAAAUGAAACAGAAGGCACCAUCAUCGACUGGGCUUUCACCCUACCUUCGGAGACCGAUUUCGGCGUUGUGCAAAGCCGAUUUCAAACUGCCAAUAUUGGUACAUCUUACACGGAUCCCAUUCCCGGAGGUCGCACAAGACCGGACGGCACUGUAUUGAAAUGGGCAGUCUGUACACCUAAGAAGGGUGACGGGGAUGCAGUGACCCCGGGAACCAUGCCUUUCUGGUGUCUCGACAGGACGCCCCGUGAAAGGCGCGUUCCUUAUGAGUUGGAACCGAACUUGACUAAACACCCAAAUGGAGUGCAAGGUGUCAGCUCUGUAUCCGUGCAAGUUCCUCAUGGGGAGAUACCAAACUUGAGGAAGGUUUACGAUGUGAUAUUCGGCGGUCCUUGGAAAUAUAAUGCUCAUUCUGGCUCGACAUCCGGCAACCAUAUUGUUUCUCUCUCUGGCGGCGAGAAAGCUAUUAAGUUAGUCUUUUAUGGAUCCAAUCCUGGCAAGGUGUCCCUAUUGCCUGGUCUUGUUCUGGAGAUCGAGAGUCUCCCGAAUUGAUUGUUCAAUAGGAUAUGUGUCAACAACAGGACCAGAUAGUGAAUGACGAGUGGCAGAAAGGCCCAAUGAUGUACAUUCCAGAUUCAUCAUAGACUUGAUGUUAUAAGCCCAUUGAAUAUAUCGGAUGGCAUUGACGAGAUGACAGAAUAGUUCAUAGCACGACAAGGCUAGUUCUAUUGAGUAUCUCCCCCCUUCAAUACAAAAU
Messenger RNA from Penicillium brasilianum, 1165 nucleotides. The record is from the annotation of a GenBank genome assembly. NCBI's taxonomy places the organism in Eukaryota, Fungi, Ascomycota, Eurotiomycetes, Eurotiales, Aspergillaceae.